Molecule: messenger RNA, 810 nt
Organism: Anopheles nili
Lineage: Eukaryota; Metazoa; Arthropoda; Insecta; Diptera; Culicidae
Product: LIM/homeobox protein Awh-like
Exons: 3
Coding region: 1-810 (269 amino acids)
Biological process (GO): regulation of transcription by RNA polymerase II; neuron differentiation
Cellular component (GO): nucleus
Molecular function (GO): RNA polymerase II transcription regulatory region sequence-specific DNA binding; DNA-binding transcription factor activity, RNA polymerase II-specific
Source: RefSeq, a predicted model, not a curated record
AUGAAGACAGAGUUUAAAGCGUGCGGAGGCUGCGCUGAGCAGAUCACCGAUCGGUACCUCUUCGAGGUGAAUGGAAGCGCCUGGCACGGAUCCUGCCUACGGUGCAGCGUGUGUUUCUGUCCUCUGGAGCGUCAGGUCUCGUGCUAUCUCCGUGACGGUGACAUGUACUGCAAGUCCGACUACAUCAAGAAGUUCAAGACGUGCUGCGCCAAGUGCACGCGGUCCAUUUCGGCCACGGAUUGGGUUCGACGAGCCCGGGAGUAUGUGUUCCAUUUGGCGUGUUUCGCGUGUGACUCGUGCGGCCGGCAACUCUCAACGGGUGAGCAGUUUGCCAUCUGCGAGGAGCGUGUCCUGUGUAAGACGCACUACAUGGAGCUGAUCGAUGACGGGACGACUUCUAGUGAGGAUGGUUGUGAUGUGGAUGGAAGUGGGAAGAACAAAACCAAACGCAUCCGGACGACGUUCACCGAGGAGCAGAUUCAGAUCCUGCAGGCCAACUUCCAGGUCGAUAGCAACCCAGAUGGGCAGGAUCUCGAACGGAUCGCUUUGGCCACGGGACUAAGCAAGCGUGUGACGCAGGUUUGGUUCCAAAAUUCGCGCGCUCGUCAGAAAAAACACGUCCACGUGCCGCGAGCCCAGGACCUGUUCAAUGGGAUGCGAUCGGAUCUGAACAACAACAACAGCUGCGGCAGCAGCAACAGCAACGACGCCACAUCCAUGCACCACCUGGGCGGGCUUGGACCAGAGGACUGCGUGCUUGCGAAGACACCGAUCUUCAAUUCGCACGGCUUCAUCAAUCUCGUGGUGUGA